Messenger RNA from Epithele typhae, 1086 nucleotides. RefSeq lists its product as uncharacterized. The record is from RefSeq and is a predicted model, not a curated record. Lineage: Eukaryota; Fungi; Basidiomycota; Agaricomycetes; Polyporales; Epitheliaceae. Gene Ontology annotation, biological process: protein phosphorylation. The transcript is spliced from 6 exons. The coding region runs from base 1 to 1086 and encodes 361 amino acids. Gene Ontology annotation, molecular function: ATP binding; protein kinase activity.
AUGGAAGACGAACAACUCCGUGACUGGGGUCUCUACACGCCUGAGAUCCGGUGGAGGGAUCAUCAACACUGGCUCGAGGAGCGUGGGUAUAUCCUUCGCCCUCGCCUCCGUCAUGGCUGGGUACCGUCAUGGAAGGGAACUAAGCAGAGCUGGCUAUUCUGUGAAGACGGCGCGUCUAUAAUAGGACCUUGGGUAGACGCCACUCGCAUCUCGGACGGUGCUAUUGUCGUUCUCAAGCGCAUAUCCAAGAACUCCUUCCCCCACGAAGUCGAAAUAUCUCGCAUGUUCUCUGUUGAACCCCUUGCAUCCGAUCCUCGCAAUCACUGUGUACCCGUUUACGAAGUCAUGCAGUCCCCGCUCGACGACGACAUUGUUUUCAUUGUCAUUCCCUUCCUUCGGCCAUUCGAGAAGCCGCCCUUUCGCACUGUUGGGGAAGCCUUAGAAUGCAUGCGGCAACUGAUUCAGGGUUUGCACCUCAUGCACGAACAUCGUCUUGCUCAUCGGCAAGAUAACAACGUCAUGAUGUCCCCCGUGCCGUUCUUGUCAGAGAUGCCUCACCCUUGCUUUCCAAAGAAGAGCUACGAUUUCCGUCGCAGGAUCAAAUACACCACUCGCACUGCCGCACGCCCCAAAUACUAUUUUAUCGACUUUGGGAUUUCGUACAUAUACCCCAAAGAUUGUGUUGCCCCUCGCGCGCCUCCCUUACGGCUCGGUAUACUGACGGUGCCCGAAUUCCAGGGGUCAGGCCAGGAUAAACUACACGAUCCCUUCCCAGUCGAUAUAUACUGCCUAGGCGAGCUGUUCCGGUCGAUUUUCACUGAGGAAUAUUACGGGCUCAAGAUGUUGGAACCGCUCAUCGCGGAUAUGAUUCAGACGGAUCCCGUCAAACGUCCAACUGCCGCCCAUGUUUCGCUGCGGUUCAACGAGAUUAUCACUUCCGUGCGCUCGUGGCAGUUACGAUCGCGUCUCGUCCGCAAGGAGGAAUUUGGGGUUGUCGGGUUGUUCAAAGCUAUCAGCCAUGCUUUCCGAACGGCACGGUACAUCGUUUCGAGGACACCAGCUCUCCCUACUCCUCCAUCGAGGUGA